This is a messenger RNA of Trichomonas vaginalis G3, 486 nucleotides long. RefSeq lists its product as uncharacterized. The transcript has a single exon. The record is from RefSeq and is a predicted model, not a curated record. Bases 1 to 486 code for a protein of 161 amino acids. Lineage: Eukaryota; Parabasalia; Trichomonadida; Trichomonadidae.
AUGGCAAAGAUGAGACAAGUUUUAAAUAUUUACAAUAACCGUAAACAAAAAGGUUUGGGAAACCACUCCCCCGAAGAAAUGAAAAACAACCCCGACUUAGAGAAAGACUAUAUAUUUAAUAGUUUAGUCAAAAGAGACAAACAAGAAAGAAUGCCAGGCUUCAAACUUAAGAAAGGUGACAAAGUAAAAAUAGAAAUACCUAAACGCGACCCAUAUGAAAAUACUAUUGACUAUGACAACAAUGGGAACUCGACAGGUACUCACAUUCGUGUUCGUAAAAAUAGAAGAAAGUAUACAAGAGAAUAUUAUGAAGUUUUAGGCAAACAUGGCAAAAUGUACAGACUGCAAGCAGAAGAUAAAACUACUAUUGUCAGACCUCGUUUCAAACUUGUCAAAGUUCAAGGUGGUAUACUUUCAAAGACAGUUCCUAACAAAUAUAAGACAACUCCUGACGAAUAUGCUAAAGAAGUUGAAAAUGACGACUAA